UAACCAUCUUGUGUACGAGUGUUAGUACGUAAUUAUUAGCUAACAAACUAGCUAGUAAUUAAGAUGGAAAGGAAACUCUCAUCUUUGGUCGUGGUUUUCUUUAUUGCCUUCAUCGCCAUGGAAGCAGCCUUUGUUCAAAGUGCUAAAAGCAGUUAUCCACCACCACCACCAGCAUCAACCCCAGAUAGCUAUACAUGUCCUGCCACUGUUGAUGGGCGAUGCUCUAAUGUCCCCAUUAUUUGUCCUCCUGAAUGCCCUCUUAGAAAACCAACGAGGAACAAGAAGGAUAAGGGAUGCUACAUUGAUUGCACUACCUGUGAGGCAACUUGCAAGUUUAGGAAAGCCAACUGUGACGGUUAUGGAUCAGUCUGUUACGAUCCGAGAUUUGUUGGAGGUGACGGUGUUAUGUUCAACUUCCAUGGAGCCACCGGAAGCGACUUUGCUCUUGUAACUGACGAUGACUUCCAAAUCAAUGCACACUUCAUCGGAACCAGACCACAAGGACGAACCCGUGAUUUCACUUGGAUUCAAGCUCUCUCAGUUAUGUUCGAUACUCACAAUCUUGUUCUUGCAGCCAAGAGAGUCGCAAAAUGGGAUGACAAGGUCGAUUCUCUCAUAGUUCGAUGGGACGGAGAAAAAGUCGAGAUACCCGCAGACGGGGAGGCAGAAUGGGGAUUUAUUGUAGAUAGAAAAGUUGUAGUAGAGAGAACCGCUGAUACAAACAGCGUAAGGGUGACAAUUACAGGAUUAGUAGAAAUGGACGUAAGAGUAACACCAAUUGGCGACGAAGAAAACCGUGUCCAUAAAUACCAAAUUCCAUCUGAUGAUGUUUUUGCCCACCUUGAAACUCAAUUUAAGUUUAAGAAUCUAUCAGAUUCAGUUGAUGGAGUUCUAGGUCGGACAUACCAACCCGGUUAUGUUAGUCCUGUUAAGGUCGGUGUUGCAAUGCCAAUGAUGGGGGGCGAGGAGCAUUUCAAAACACCAUCCCUCCUUUCGCCUCUAUGCAAACACUGCAGGUUCAAGGGAAAAAACACAAAACCGGAAAUUGCUGCUAUAAGUAUGGUGGUUUAAUUAUAAUCAAUAGCAUGGUGGUCUAAUUAUAAUCAGUAGUGGGAUUCAAAUCAAUAAAAUCCAUGCUUGAUAAUUAUGUAUUGGUCAAAGUUUAAGGUUAAUUAUUUUAAAGUUGUGACGAGUGGUAUGACGAGGCUUUUGUCCCUUUUUUAUUUAGAAUAAGGCGGAAGGCUCACAUUUUGCA
This is a messenger RNA of Papaver somniferum (opium poppy), 1255 nucleotides long. RefSeq lists its product as uncharacterized. Bases 64 to 1071 code for a protein of 335 amino acids. Gene Ontology annotation, molecular function: zinc ion binding. The transcript is spliced from 2 exons. NCBI's taxonomy places the organism in Eukaryota, Viridiplantae, Streptophyta, Magnoliopsida, Ranunculales, Papaveraceae. The record is from RefSeq and is a predicted model, not a curated record.